Molecule: messenger RNA, 1380 nt
Organism: Lineus longissimus
Lineage: Eukaryota; Metazoa; Nemertea; Pilidiophora; Heteronemertea; Lineidae
Product: inositol monophosphatase 1-like
Exons: 8
Coding region: 84-914 (276 amino acids)
Biological process (GO): inositol metabolic process; phosphatidylinositol phosphate biosynthetic process; signal transduction
Molecular function (GO): inositol monophosphate 1-phosphatase activity
Source: RefSeq, a predicted model, not a curated record
CAGCAGACAUCACACACAUAUCAGUGUACAUAAUACAUUGUAUUUCCGUUAAAGAAUAAUCAUCUUUUUUUACUGUUAAAAACAUGUCUACAGAUGAAGUAGAUCUCGAUGAAUGCUUCAAAGUUGCCAAGAGGCUAGCAUUUGAAGCAGGAAAGAUGAUCAAAGAUGCAUUUUCCCAGAAAAAAAAUGUUGAGACGAAGGCAUCAUUUUCAGAUCUUGUGACCGAGACUGAUAAAAGGGUGGAAGACAGUCUAUUUUCUACAAUAAGGCAAACUUUCCCAAGUCACUGUUUCAUUGGAGAAGAAUCAACAUCGGCUGGUGCUCAAUGUGAACUGACAGAUAGGCCAACCUGGAUCAUAGACCCCAUAGAUGGCACAACAAAUUUUGUUCAUACAUUUCCCUUCACUUGCAUAUCAAUAGGUUUUCUUGUGAACAAAAAGGCAAUGAUCGGCAUCAUUUACAACCCAGUCCUUGAUGACAUGUACACAGCGAGGGCAGGUCAUGGAGCAUUCUGUAAUGACAAGAAGAUACAUGUUUCUGGGUGCAAUGAUUAUAGUCAAGCGCUGUUGAUAAUUGACACAGGUGCGUGUGCUAAAAAUGAGGAUAUUGAUUGUCAUUAUGAAAAUAUGAGACGCCACAAGAAACACAGUCGAGGGAUACGUGCUAUUGGUUCUGCGGCACUGUCCAUGUGUCUGGUGGCAUGUGGUGCGGCAGAUGCCUACUAUGAGUUUGGUAUCCAUUGCUGGGAUAUGGCAGCCGGAGUGAUCAUUGUCGAGGAGGCUGGUGGUACCCUCUGUGGGCCAGAUGGGAGUACACUUAACAUCUUGGAACGCAGUUGCCUGGUGACUUCAAGCAAAAAACUUGCACAAGACAUGGUCAAGGAUAUCACAAUUGUACACUUCCCAAGUGACUGAGCAACUGUAAAAAACUGUAGGUGCUAGAAAUUAGGAGUUUGUUAAUUGCAGCAUUGAGGCUUUUGACUGCAUCUUUCCUGUCCCCUUCUUGUGAGAGGGGUAGGAUGGAAGUAGAUUUUAAUUACACAUUCAUUGGGAAAUAACUUUCAUUUGUAGAAAUAUAUGUUGUUAAUGUAUGUUAAUGUAUGUUGUUUGUAGCCAUAGGAGAAAGAAAAAAAAAUCUUCAAAUGAUCUUGUUACUCGAGUAGUAAAUUAUGUUUAGCUGCAGAUUUCCUAUGUAAAGAGCUGCACACUGAUGACGAACAUUAAUUUUUAAUCAGUCAACAAAUUUCAACAUUGCGGGAUGGCUGUCCUCUAUGAGAGAACUGUGAUGAAUUUGCUUUUAUACUGUGAAAGUGAUUGCUAUCAUCUUUUAUCAACUGCUUUAUGUUAAAAAGUUAUAUUCCAUCAAUAAAAUAAAUAUAUG